Molecule: messenger RNA, 1800 nt
Organism: Sorex araneus (European shrew)
Lineage: Eukaryota; Metazoa; Chordata; Mammalia; Eulipotyphla; Soricidae
Product: tubulin gamma-2 chain
Exons: 11
Coding region: 235-1590 (451 amino acids)
Biological process (GO): mitotic cell cycle; mitotic spindle organization; cytoplasmic microtubule organization
Cellular component (GO): centrosome; microtubule; gamma-tubulin complex
Molecular function (GO): structural constituent of cytoskeleton; GTP binding
Source: RefSeq, a predicted model, not a curated record
CCUCCCUCUGCGCCUGUGCCGAGCUCCAGAUGCGCCUACUUUAGGGGAGAAGGAUGCCCGGGUUGGGCUCCCGGGCCUGCCGGCCGAGGGGAGGCCCGCACUGCACACGCGCAGACGGAGCACACGCGUCAAACGGAGCGAGCGCUCCCCGCGUCCUGCGCAGCCGGCUGCCAGGCGUUCGUCUGUGCCGUGACUCCCACCGGGCGGGACUGGGGCGCCCACGUCCGAGCAGCGAUGCCCCGGGAGAUCAUCACCCUGCAGCUGGGCCAGUGCGGCAACCAGAUUGGGUUCGAGUUCUGGAAACAACUGUGCGCUGAGCAUGGCAUCAGCCCCGAGGGUAUCGUCGAGGAGUUCGCCACCGAGGGCACUGACCGCAAGGACGUCUUUUUCUACCAGGCAGACGAUGAGCACUACAUCCCCAGGGCCGUGCUGCUGGACCUGGAGCCCCGGGUGAUCCACUCCAUCCUCAACUCCCCCUAUGCCAAGCUCUACAACCCCGAGAACAUCUACCUGUCAGAGCACGGAGGAGGAGCCGGGAACAACUGGGCCUGUGGAUUCUCCCAGGGAGAGAAAAUUCAUGAAGACAUUUUUGACAUCAUAGACCGAGAAGCGGAUGGAAGUGACAGCCUAGAGGGCUUCGUGCUGUGUCACUCCAUCGCUGGGGGGACAGGCUCUGGCCUGGGCUCCUACCUCCUGGAGCGACUGAAUGACCGGUACCCCAAGAAGCUGGUCCAGACCUACUCGGUGUUUCCCAAUCUGGAUGAGAUGAGCGAUGUGGUGGUCCAGCCCUACAACUCACUGCUCACGCUCAAGAGGCUGACCCAGAACGCGGACUGUGUGGUGGUGCUGGACAACACGGCCCUGAACAGGAUCGCCACAGACCGCCUGCACAUCCAGAACCCGUCCUUCUCGCAGAUCAACCAGCUGGUGUCCACCAUCAUGUCGGCCAGCACCACCACCCUGCGCUACCCCGGCUACAUGAACAACGACCUCAUCGGCCUCAUCGCCUCACUCAUCCCCACGCCGCGCCUCCACUUCCUCAUGACCGGCUACACGCCCCUCACCACGGACCAGUCGGUGGCCAGCGUGCGGAAGACCACGGUCCUGGACGUCAUGAGGCGGCUACUGCAGCCCAAGAACGUGAUGGUGUCCACGGGCCGGGACCGCCAGACCAACCACUGCUACAUCGCCAUCCUCAACAUCAUCCAGGGCGAGGUGGACCCCACCCAGGUCCACAAGAGCCUGCAGAGGAUCCGGGAAAGGAAGCUGGCCAACUUCAUCCCCUGGGGCCCCGCCAGCAUCCAGGUGGCCCUGUCCAGGAAGUCUCCAUACCUGCCGUCGGCCCAUCGGGUCAGUGGGCUCAUGAUGGCCAACCACACCAGCAUCUCCUCGCUCUUCGAAAGCUCCUGCCAGCAGUAUGACAAACUGCGGAAGCGGGAGGCCUUCCUGAAGCAGUUCCGCAAGGAGGACAUCUUCAAGGAGAACUUCGACGAGCUGGACAGGUCCCGGGAAGUGGUGCAGGAGCUCAUUGAUGAGUAUCACGCAGCCACGCGGCCGGAUUACAUCUCCUGGGGCACGCAGGGGCAGUGACUCCCCCCAUCCCCCACAAGCCCUGCUAGACAGGAAGCACAGCCACUUCAUGCCUGUUCCUCUCACUCAGAUUCUCCGCCCCAGUCACCUCUUUGGCCUCGGCUCCAGCCCAGGUCCUGCGCUUGCUUCGUCCCUCCCAUGCCUUGCCUGGGAUAUGCUUGUGUAGCUCUAAUAAAUGUUAAACAAAAUACAAAAACUUUCCAUUGUGAA